AUGGACACACCAGCGGCAGUUCUUCUGGAUCCGAAGGCGUUCAAAAAACAGUCUAUAAAGGAUUCUGGGCCUAGCUCUCCGCGACCUAAAGGAGCGCAUUCGGGGAACGUCUUCGACCCCAGGACACUGUUGAGCCCUCGAGGCUUGGAACCGCGCAAAUCAAAACCACCGGCUAGUGCGCCUAUAUCUCGAAACUCAAGUUCUCUUCAGCUUAGCAUAAAGGAUGCCAGCAAUUCCGGUUCCUGCAGAAACGUGAGCGAUGCCCAAAGAGAGAAAACCGAGUCAACCCGAGACCCCAAAGCGAUUCGGUUUGAGCUUCAUCAGAGAAUGAUAGAAGACAUGUAUGGAGUCGAAGAACGAGCAGCUCAACCGCAGAAACGGAUAAAACGUGACCAUGACCACGCUGCUAGUAGAUCAGAGGGCAGGUUCGCUUCUGGUUCUGGAGGAGGACUGGGAGAGUACAUGAAGGAAUGUUCUGAGAAUAGUACACCUUCACUUUCUGAGGUGGCUACAAUAGACCUUACUUUAGACGACGGUCAGAAUGAAGACGAUGACGUUGUUUUCCUUGGCAAUAAAGACCUGGGAAUGGAGGAAGUUUGCUACGGCAGAAUCGAAGGUGCUACUGUUCACGCACACAGAGUUCCUCGUCCAAUGAAGUCCGUGUUUGGCGCCACAUCAUCCGACUGGCCUUCUAUUCGAUGUACGCUUCUGCGCACUCGUGGCACAGAUACUCGGAUUGAGGUCUCGGAUUCUUCUCAAAGCGUAUUCGGGAUCAUUGAUAAUCGCGUUUCUGCAGCUUUGGUGCCACUCCUCGACUCGACGAUCACUAAGGUGCGAACUCAAGCUCGCUUGGACGUCCGCAAGAAGAAAGAAAACGAAUGGCCUGGGCAGUCUUGUUCCGAAAUAUACCGUGUUACAAUAAACAUCUAUGGGCCUAGGAAGAUGGCAGAUGCGAUCGGGAGACAUCUCGGGCAGAAAAAUGUUUGGUUGGGAACUCCUAAUUCCGUUGAAGCAGGUAUUUCAACUUACAAUCCCCAUUCUGAGAGGCGUCUCGUACAAGCAGCUAGCACCACAAAUCGUCUUGUUGUUCAAUCAGAAACACGGACAGCGGAAGAAAUUAACAGUGCUAUCACGAAGAUGUUUGAUCGAUUGACCAGUACGGGAGAUAUCCCGGAAAUGGAACCACCUCCCAUGAUAAAAACACCAUUACUUCCACAUCAAAGACAGGCAUUGUGGUAUAUGUUGCAGAAAGAAAAACCACGAAAGUUUGGUGAAAACGAAGCUGAAAAUAAUUCCUUAUGGAGGAUACAACAUCAAUCCAAUGGGCAAAAGCUUUACAGGGAGAUUAUCAGUGGUGUUACUUCGUUCGAAGAACCGCCACAAGUGUACGGUGGCCUGCUAGCGGAUGUGAUGGGACUAGGUAAGACGUUAAGCAUUUUAUCUCUGGUGAUGUCCACGAAUCUCGAGUCACUGGAGUGGGAGAUGCAGACCGUCGAUAAAAGAUUAUUGAACAAUCCUGUCACACGGAAUGUGAAGACUACCCUUCUAGUUUGCCCCUUAAGUGCUGUUGGAAAUUGGGUAAGCCAAAUCGAGGAACAUUUGGAAGCGGGUGCCCUUUCAUACUAUGUAUUCCAUGGCCCGACAAGAACGGAGGAUCCCGCUGAAUUGUCAAAGUACGACCUGGUCAUCACUACCUACAGUACAAUACUCAGCGAACUCUCUGGCAAAAACUCUAAAAGAGGAACAAGUCCACUCACUCGCAUGAACAUGUUCCGUAUUGUUCUUGAUGAAGCACACACUAUUAGGGAACAAAGCGCUGGUCAAAGUCAGGCUAUAUUUGCUCUGGAUGCCCAACGUCGCUGGUCGGUGACUGGAACGCCAAUCCAGAAUAGACUUGAGGACCUAGCAUCUGUAACCAGGUUUCUACGGCUUCAUCCGUAUGUUGAAAAGGCUCAGUUUGCCGCUUACAUCAUUGCCCCCUUUAAAAGUGAAAACCCUAAGGCAAUCCCAAACCUUCGUAUGUUGGUUGACUCGUUCACCCUCCGUCGCAUCAAGGAUCGUAUCAAUCUGCCACCCCGUCAUGACAAGAUAAUCACCUUAACCUUCUCAGAGCAAGAAAAGAUGCUACAUGAGUUUUUCAGGAAGGAGUCCAAUGUCAUGAUGAAUGCUAUUGCUGGCGAGAGCAAAGAAAAGAUGCGGGGGAAGAUGUAUCAUUUAGUUCUGAAGGCGAUGAUGGUUCUGAGACAAGUCAGUGCUCAUGGGAAGGAACUCCUCGAUCAGCAAGAUCGUGAUAGGUUUAAAGGCUUAAGUGCAAAUGACGCUAUCGAUUUAGAGAAGCCAGACGACGAGAAAUCUUCAAGUGCCACAGAAAAGAAGGCAUAUGAAAUGCUCGCCCUCAUGAAAGAAUCGGGCGCAGAUGUGUGCGCAAAGUGCGGUAAUAACAUCACACUCCAAUCUCCUGAAGAAAGCCCGACCGAUAAAGAUCCAGUUAUUGCAGCCAUGUUACCAUGUUAUGAUCUUGUUUGUGCAGACUGCUUCCCGCCCAUUCAACAAGUUUUUGGCGAAAGCGCUGGCAAACGAUCUCAGCUUAGCUGUACAUUCUGCAAGGAAUUAAUUUCCGUCACAUAUUCGGCCAUUACACGCCAAGGCUUUGAGAAAUUCCAAGCAUAUCAACUCUCCUCGCGGCAGAAUCCCAAACAAGCCAAGAAAUUUGGCCAGUAUGAGGGACCACAUACCAAAACGAAAGCACUCAUUUCACACCUCCUCGAUACCAUCGAAGAAAGCAAGAAAAGCCCUGAAAAAGCUCCCAUCAAAAGCAUCGUCUUUUCCUCUUGGACAUCGCAUCUGGACCUAAUCCAAAUCGCCCUGGAAGACAACGGAAUAACCAGUUUCACCCGGCUCGACGGAACUAUGUCUCUGAAACAGCGCAAUGCCGCCCUCGAUGCAUUCCGAGAUGACGACAACGUCACUAUCCUCCUAGCCACGCUCGGGGCCGGCGGCGUCGGCCUGAACCUGACCUCAGGAUCUAGAGCCUAUAUCAUGGAGCCGCAGUACAACCCGGCUGCGAUUGCGCAGGCUGUGGACCGGGUGCAUCGCUUGGGUCAGACGCGGGAGGUUACUACGAUCCAAUUCAUCAUGAAGGAUAGCAUUGAGGAGAAGAUUGCGGAGUUGGCGAGGAAGAAGCAGCAGAUGGCUGAUAUGAGUCUGAAUCGGGGCAGGUUGGAUAGGAGAGAGUUGCAACAGGAGAGGAUGAAAGAGUAUCGGAACCUGUUCACGUGA
Molecule: messenger RNA, 3279 nt
Organism: Paracoccidioides brasiliensis Pb18
Exons: 3
Coding region: 1-3279 (1092 amino acids)
Molecular function (GO): ATP-dependent chromatin remodeler activity; ATP binding
Source: RefSeq, a predicted model, not a curated record